Aegilops tauschii subsp. strangulata is the source of this 675-nucleotide messenger RNA. NCBI's taxonomy places the organism in Eukaryota, Viridiplantae, Streptophyta, Magnoliopsida, Poales, Poaceae. The record is from RefSeq and is a predicted model, not a curated record.
AUGGCUUCAGCAGGUUCAGCCAGCCUCGCUCUCAAGGCGGCCGCCGUCGCCGCCGUUCUCACCAUGCUGCUCGUACCUUCAUCCGGCCGCUGUCCGUCGCUGGGGCCGGCACCACCCCCGCCGGCACAGGCGCCACCACCGCUCGCACCGACACCACCGCCGCCGGCACAGGCGCCACCACCGCUCGCACCGACACCACCAGCGCCACCGCCGGCUCCGGCGCCGUGGAACCCACCAUGCUCUCAGUCCCGGCGCCAGCAGUGCUACUCGGAUACGUAUCCGGCUUGCUAUUCGGCGUGCACAACCUCCAACCCAUGCACCGAAUGCGAAUUGCUUGGUGCUCUCUGCAGCAACUGCAGGAUCGCCGAGAAAGACAAGUGCACGGCCGACUGCGCCGGCGGCGGCUGUGACUGCGACGCCGCCGCCGCCGCCGCCAGCGCAUGCCACACCGACUGCGGACUGAAUUAUGGUCGCUGCAACAGCUGCACGACGGCCGCGACCGACAAGUGCAACGCCAACUGCACCAGCGGCGGCAGCUGUGACUGCCACGGUGCCGCCAAGAGUGCAUGCCGCAACGAUUGUGCCGCCGAAACAUGCUACUCGUGCGCGCGCGCACAACUGAAGAAUUGCGACACCGUUUGCUCGGCCGAGUGCAACAAGUGUUUUGCGCCGUAG